Messenger RNA from Eriocheir sinensis (Chinese mitten crab), 1476 nucleotides. RefSeq names its product charged multivesicular body protein 3-like (gene Vps24). The transcript is spliced from 6 exons. Gene Ontology annotation, biological process: endosome transport via multivesicular body sorting pathway; protein transport; late endosome to vacuole transport. Gene Ontology annotation, cellular component: multivesicular body; ESCRT III complex. Bases 108 to 935 code for a protein of 275 amino acids. The record is from RefSeq and is a predicted model, not a curated record. NCBI's taxonomy places the organism in Eukaryota, Metazoa, Arthropoda, Malacostraca, Decapoda, Varunidae.
AAUGUCCCUCUGAAUGGUCGCCGCCGAAGCCAGAGUCAUCGGCAGGACACACCAGGCUGACUCCCUCCGCGGGUGACAUUUUCUCUCCUUUUCCUCGUUUUUCCGCCAUGGGGCUAUUUUCCAAGAGUCCAUCCAAGAACCCCAAGGACCAGGUCAAUGAGUGGUGCAGCAAGAUCAGGAAAGAAGGCUACGUCCUCGACCGCCAGAUACGAACCAUACAGCGCGAGGAGGAGAAGGUGAAACGCAGCAUGAAGGACGCAGCCAAGAGGGGCGAUAAGGAUGUGUGUCGCGUGCUGGCCAGGGAGGUCGUGCAGGCUCGGAGGACCAUCGGACGGAUUUACACCAGCAAGGCGCACCUCAACUCUGUGCAGAGCCAGAUGAAGGGACAGCUGGCCACCCUCCGCGUCGCCGGCUCGCUCCAACAAUCAACAGAGGUCAUGAAAGCAAUGCAGGAGUUGGUGAAGCUGCCGGAGAUUAGCAAAACGAUGCAGGAACUUAGCCGGGAGAUGUGCAAAGCUGGGAUCAUGGAGGAGAUGCUGGAAGAUACUCUGGAUACCAUGGAGCCAGAGGAGAUGGAGGAGGAGGUGCAGGCGGAGGUGGAUAAGAAUUGGGAAUACUGGUUCGUUGAGCUUCAGGCAGAGUGCACCAGCGAGGAGUGCUCCGAGGGCGAGGCUGAGGUGCUCUGGCAUGCAGGUGCUGUUCGAGAUCACCGCGGGGCAGCUUGGAGAGGCCCCGGAGAUGGUCAAAGACGCCCUCCCCACACCGGCCGGCGCGACAGCUCUCGGCCCGGAGGAGGAGGAAGAGCCGCCGGAGGAAGAUAUGGAGGAGAUGCGGACAAGACUAGAGGCAUUGCGGAGCUGAGUGGCGGAUGGGUGAUGGCGGCUGUAGUGGGGGGGGUGGUGAUGGGGGUGUUUGUGGCGAGGAGGUUCUUGUAGUGGUGGAAGAAAUGCGAAGGAAAGGAAAGAAGAAAAAGAGGAAGAAGAGGAGGAGGAGGAAGAAAAGAAUUACCAAGAAGAAACAACCAUGAAAUUAGAAAAAAAGAAGAGGAGGAGGAAGAAAAGGAGGAAGAAGAAAAAGGAAAUUAAGGAAGAAAAGAAUUACCAGGAAGAAACAACCAUGAAAUUAGAAGAAAAAGAAGAGGAGGAGGAAGAAAAGGAGGAAGAAGAAAAAGGAAAUUAAGGAAGGACAGAAUUACCAGGAAGAAGCAACCAUGAAAUUAGAAAAAAAAGAAGAAAAAGAGGAAGAAGAAAAAGGAAAUUAAGGAAGAAAAGAAUUACCAGGAAGAAACAACCAUGAAAUUAGAAAAAAAAGAAGAAAAAGAGGAAGAAGAAAAAGGAAAUUAAGGAAGGAAAGAAUUACCAGGAAGAAACAACCAUGAAAUUAGAAAAAAAAGAAGAAAAAGAGGAAGAAGAAAAAGGAAAUUAAGGAAGAAAAGAAUUACCAGGAAGAAACAACCAUGAAAUUAGAAAAAAAAGA